CACAUAGUCUCUUUGUUGUCUGCAUAUAUUUCUACAGCCUUUACUGCUACUAACUUUAACCUAAGUUUUUUUCUUACGCCUCGACUUGUCUUUAUCCACAGCUGGCUCUUCCUGGCUCAGUUCCCAUUUCCCCAUGCCACACCCCCCUCGGUUUUACCUCCCCAAUUACGAUGCAUCUUGAGAACAAGUUGAAUCUUUCGGGAUAAUUGGCCUCUACCUUUGAGUUGGGCACUUCCUGGGUUUAAAAGUGAAAGCAAUUAACGGGGGACGGCAUUGCCGUGCUUUAAACCAGGAUGGCAUUGGUCAUAGGCAGGCAGUCGAUCCGUGCGCUUAGGUCCCUGAAUUCAGAUGAAGCUACUUAUGUUAAAUUUGUUAAUCGGAGCCCGCGGAUUGCAAGGCCUUGGUGGAUUAAUUUCGACGGAAUUCCUCAGAAUUAUGAUGACAUUCCUCCGGGAGGCACCCUGCAUAUGCGCACAUAUCGGACUCAUCCUUGGAUUUUUCGGGAUGCAGACACUGGAGACAAAUUGCUUAUAAAUAAGGAUGAGAUAUAUUUUCCAACAGCUGCACAGUAUGAUGAAGAUGGUCCUGUUUACAUGCUUGUUUGCAUCAUAAUUCCAGUAUAUUCACUGAAGGACUGCUGUUUGCAAUCUAUUCGUAAACAAGUAAAGUCGGAAGAUUACGCAAAGUUGGAACUACCAAAGUCAUUGCAUGCUGAUCUCAAGAAUUCUCCAAAUCUGUUAAGGGAGGUCGAAAACCUGAGCGUGAAGUACAGAAACAGUUAAUAAUUUAAAACUUAGUGCACCAUUUCUAUUAGGAACAGAAGACAACAUUUCAUUUUGCCAUCGCAAUCUUGUUUUAGCAUUACUCCUUUGUUAAUGUGGCUUUGCUGUGUUCAAACUGGCUGCUGUGUUUCUUACAUUAUAACAGUGACUACACUUCAAAGCUAUUUUGUUGGCUGUCAAGGGCUUUGAAAUGUCGGGUGGUCAUGAAAAGCGCCACAUAAAUGCAAGUCUUCCUUUCUUGACGAUCUGAAAUUAUAAUUAACUUCCUUUUGCCAGAGUUUCUCAAUUUCAAACAGUUUGCAGAAUGAUUUAAUAUUUUAAGGGGAUGUUCAAAAGAGUUUUUUUAUAUACAGAUUCUAGUCUCCUGAGAAUUAUGGGCCAUGAUUUACCCAAGAAGUGGACAGCAAAGUGCACUCAAAAUUUGAUGAACCCAACUGCAUAACCAACAGAGCCGUCAGACUCUGGGAAUUCUAAUUGCUGUUGAAGGAUAGCAGUCAGAAAGCCAUUUGACCGGAAGAACUGUUGGGAGGCUACAAGAAAAUGGGAGUGCUUGCUCUGCAGCCACAUAUGCCUUGUUCCUGUCUUCCUCAGACUGUCUGAUUUUGCAUACAAGCACAUUGCCAGACCUUCUGAGCAUUUUUGAAAAUGGGCACCUUUCUGACACAUUUCUAUGUAUCCCUUGCCCCAUAUCUGUUCACAGAACAGGCUGUAGAUGUUUGAGAAAUCACAAACAAUACAAAAGAGGGAUGUGCCUGAUGUAACAUGCGUGCACUUCCUUUUUCUCUCAUACCGCCUAGGAAAUAUGGAUUUUCUGGACACUAGGGGGAAGCAAUAUUAGGCCACAGUCUUUGGGAUGAAUAUUAUUCCCGCAAUAAUGGUCCGUCCUCGUCUUAUCAGACUGCGGAUCAACAAAGCAAUCUUCAGUUAUUGAUUGUUUUUGAAUCUCAUAUUGGGCCUGAUUUUAACCCUGCAAGUAGGUGGGUUUUGAAAAGGUUAAAAUCUCUUUUGAGUCAGUUCUUUACACGGAGCAAGUAUUACACUACAAAUACGCCAAUUUCUUCCUUUCUCAUCUGUUUUUCUGGAUAUGAAUAUUCUUGCCCUUGGAUAUCAUCCAUUUGAAUGAGAACUUACACCACCCAAUCAAUUUUUGAAAGUCUUUAUCAUUUUGGAUGCUAUUAAUGGCCUUCAAUCUUGGAGUGUGUUUCUCAAGUCUUUAAAAUUUGUUAUUUAUCAUUAAAUCACAUUUACAUUGAAUUCA
Messenger RNA from Carcharodon carcharias (great white shark), 2040 nucleotides. RefSeq names its product von Hippel-Lindau tumor suppressor like (gene vhll). The transcript is spliced from 3 exons. The coding region runs from base 294 to 782 and encodes 162 amino acids. The record is from RefSeq and is a predicted model, not a curated record. NCBI's taxonomy places the organism in Eukaryota, Metazoa, Chordata, Chondrichthyes, Lamniformes, Lamnidae.